Molecule: messenger RNA, 2883 nt
Organism: Amphibalanus amphitrite
Lineage: Eukaryota; Metazoa; Arthropoda; Thecostraca; Balanomorpha; Balanidae
Exons: 3
Source: RefSeq, a predicted model, not a curated record
UUCGGCCCGGUCGGCGGCCACUCCUGGGCAAGCUCCCUGACAUCUAGCGACGACGACGAAAAGUUUGAGCUGAUCGCCGAUGACCUGACUCCCGUCACAGUCUUCCGCUGCGACCCGUCAAUAGAGGAGUCCGCCUGCCCUGCCCGCCCCGCUGCCGACCUGGCUCAGUGGCUGGCGCCGUACUCCCGUCCACCGACCACUGCGGACGCCUGCCGCGGACAGGGGCAGACGGGCCGGGCCGGCGGACUGAGACUGGACCCCGUGGUACCGCACCCGCUGAGCGACUCCCAUCGGGCCUGGCUGCUGCGGCCCGGUACCGCCGGAGGGGAGAGCGCUGUGCCGUCGCCGAUGGUCCAGUGGCAGGCGGCCAUGGCCUCGGACUCCCUCUUCAGACCCGGUUCAACCACUCCUUCCACCAGCGCUCCAGCAGCCGCUGUGACCUCAGAGAACCGCGGCUGGCUGCUGCGGCCGGCGGCCGAUGGGGUCGGACAGUCACCCCCGCCGGCUGACGCUCUCUCCCAGUGUACCGAGCGGGCCGCUCGGCUGAGCUUGGAGGAGACCCGCUCGCCGUGGCUGGCGCAGACCACCCGACUGUCUCUGGAGGAGACCCGCUCGCCGUGGUUGCUCGGCGGUGGCGCGCGCAGCCCCGGCGGGCCAUUCCCAGCAAUGGAGGAGGAGGAAGGUGUGAUGGAGCCGGGCGCGGUACCCGACCUUCUGGCGCCCUUCAAACAGAUGGAGAACAACACCGCCUGGGUGGCCGCCAGAGGCUGAUAGUACCGGUAGACGGAGACGGGCUGUGGCGGAAUAGGGACGACGGCUGACUGCCAAAAGCUGACAGACGGAUGGGUAGCUGACUGCAGAGGGCUGAAUGCUGAUAAACUUGGAACACUGAGUAUGGCUGAACGCUGAUGGCUGACGAUUUGGAUUGAGAAGUGAACGACUGACGAGUGACGACUGAAUGGACGGCUGAGUGCUGGGUGCUGAGGGGCCUGACAGAGUCUGAAUGCUGAUACCUGAGUGUUGUGGUGGAUGACAGCCGGCAGGGGUGGCGUGCUUUGAUUGAAGGUCUCUAGCCGAGUGAGAGUUGAGACCGUGUCUAGUGGAAACCUGAACUUCAGUGAAUUGGAAGCAAAACUGUGAGUGAAGGAAUCCUAUGCAGGAUAGAUGCUGACGGGAGUGGAACUCCGAAGCUUAGCUGAGAGUUGAGUCCGUGUGAAGAGGGGUGUCCAGAGUGAAAGGAAUGAGUUGCGGAGGGUUGAGUUCCAGUGGAGUUGGAAUUGACAACGCACAGCAGGAGUACCGGAACGAGAGGUAUGCACUACGCUUUAUUAGCUUCUAGCUAGAGAUCUUCUCAGAGCCUCGCAUGCUAGCAACUGCUCUAGCUUCUUUCUGUCGCUUUAAUUGCAAACAGGCUGAGCCAGAUCCAUUAUCUCCGUAGGCAAUAAUUUCGUUUGCGAAUGAAUAUGAUAUGCAUUACACUGACAAGCACGAGCAAUUACCGGGCGAGAUAAGACGUUGAACACUUUUUUAUUCAUUUUUUUUUAACCGAGUAUUGCCUACCCAAAUGUCUUCAGAAGCUGCAGCGAUAACACAUGCCAUCCGUGGUAGGUAACUAACUACUCUAGUCUUUUUCAUGUUAUAUGGUGACUGCUCAUGCACCCGUACAUAAAUCAAAUAGGAUGCUGCACAGCUAGUCAGAUUUACCUUCAUUAUAUUUGCCGGCACCCAGCAAAUAAUCCUCCGUAGAGGACCCUCGAUCCAUCCCUGAACACUUGGAACAGUCGUCAGCAAUUGCGGCACUAUCGGGACGUACCUGCCUACCGUAUAGGUAUUUUAUGUAAUUACGUGAUGUUUGCAGUGGGUUUAUGUGUUGGAGUGGCCGUAAGUGCAGUUUGGAAUCUUGCCGAUUGGCGAAGCUGGUCCAUGAUAACGUGAGAGUGUACGCGCGACAAUGUUAUCCAGUUAGACAGGAAAUGUACCGAUCGCUCCUGUUUAGUGAAUGUUCGCUCGUGCGCUAACGAUAGCUGUUUGAAUGGAUAUUUCUGUGAUUACUGUGAAAUCUGACGGAAGAGCGAAUCUGUGCAGUGAGAAAACUGACCCGAAGGUAUGACUGUUGAGACGAUGGGAUGUGUGUGUGUGUGUCGAUCCGCUGUAUUUCAAUGCGUGCCUGGUAUGAUGCUGACUACUGUCUUCUUACCACGUCAAUCUCCAUACGCCAACUCUGACUUCCCUACUGAACCCCACUGUCCGACUGUAUGGAAUGAGGACGCUGGGGACGUGUAUCGCCCUGUGACGUCAUGUGUGGUCUACUGAUGGCGUCAUUGAGGCGUAGGCGGCGGCAUGGGGCGCGUCUCAGUCCUCAGCGUAGGCUAGUCGUGCCUACUGUGAUACCGCUCGGUCCACUGCUGCUGGGCUGAACCCGCGUCAGUGGGGUGCAGGCGAUGAUGUAUAUUGGUGUGGAGGCCAUACUGUAUAUUGGUGUGGAGGCGAUACUGUAUACUUGUGUGACGUUUAUUUGAUAUCGGUGGAGGUUUAGGGUAUUUUUACUGUGAGAGGGGAGGUGCGCAGGUAAUGUUUUAGAGAGGUAGUGAGUGGGAUUUUCUCAGGAUAUGAUUGAAACGUAACCGUACCACAUAUUUUAUCGCUGGUGCUACAUUUAAUAUUGCAUUAGCAUUGCAAUAACACAGACUCGAGCUUUGAUGUUAUGUUAUCGUUUAAAAGCGAGACACGCAGUUACUUUAUUAGUUUUCCUUGGUGACGGCUAAGUAUGAAAUAUAGCGGAGUGCCGACAUUCUUAGCUUUCUGAAUUAUGUUAAACAAGCUAAGUAGCAUACGAUUAUGAAACUGUAUAUGAUUUCAAUGGAAAUACAUUGUUGAAAUGUC